Fusarium pseudograminearum CS3096 is the source of this 1686-nucleotide messenger RNA. RefSeq lists its product as uncharacterized. The transcript has a single exon. Bases 1 to 1686 code for a protein of 561 amino acids. The record is from RefSeq and is a predicted model, not a curated record. NCBI's taxonomy places the organism in Eukaryota, Fungi, Ascomycota, Sordariomycetes, Hypocreales, Nectriaceae.
AUGAGGCUCAUCGAAGCGAAAAUACUCGUCGAAACUCAGUGCAUCUCCUUCAAAGAAUUCUACGGGGAUCUACCAGAAUACGCUAUCCUCUCACACACGUGGGAAGCUGAUGGAGAAGUCACCUUCCAAGAGUGCCAUGUCGAAGCGUCAAAGACAAAGACAGGAUACGAAAAGAUCACAAAAACAUGUGAGCUGGCCCUCGCAGAUAAGGUCCAGUAUGUGUGGGUCGAUACAUGCUGUAUCGACAAGUCCAGCAGUGCCGAACUUACCGAAGCCAUCAACUCUAUGUUCCUCUGGUAUCAGAAAGCCAAGUUCUGCUACGUGUACCUGUCCGAUAAUGCGGGACAGUUCCCACUUGCAAAAUGCAGGUGGUUCACUCGCGGAUGGACAUUGCAGGAGUUGAUUGCUCCCGCGUCCAUAUCAUUCUACAACCAGUCCUGGGAAUUUAUCGGCUCCAAAAGAAGCUUAUUGGGCUCUCUUUCGGACAUUACAUCUAUUGAACAGGAGAUCCUGGGUCACAUAGCUCCGAUUUCUUCAGCUUGCAUCGCAAAACGACUCUCGUGGGCUGCAAACCGAGAGACUACUCGUAUAGAGGACAUGGCGUACUGUUUGCUUGGUAUAUGUGAUAUCAACAUGCCAAUGCUAUACGGAGAGGGCGAUAACGCGUUCCGUCGUCUUCAAGAGGAAAUCAUCAGAAAAACGUACGAUUUAAGCCUUCUUGCCUGGACGCCACCUUUUUCCACGGCAGAAGAGUACUGUGGAUUUCUCGCCACUUCGGUGAAGCACUUCGCUUCCUGCUCAAAAAUGUACUCAGUGGCAAACUCUCUUCUUGACGAAGGCGAGAUGAGCAUCUCGAACAAAGGCCUCAGACUUCGCGCCCGGGUAUACUUGCUUGACUAUUCCGAGUCAAGUUAUCCGGGACUCGUGGACGUCACAUAUCGUUAUGUUUUGGAGCUCGAUUGCAUGGUUCCAGGUUACAAGGGAGAAUUCUUGACGAUACCGAUGCGAAAAAUAGGCCCGAAUGCGUUUGUGAGAGCAAGAGGCUAUGAAGAAAACAGAGAGAUUCGCAAAAUGACGGCUUCUACUUCCUUUUGUCUCGUUCCUGCAGUUGCGGGAGGUAGCAUAUUCCACACCCUCACUCUUCUCACUAAACUACCAGAACGGAGAAUACAGCGGCCGUUGUUACAAGCAAGACAAUCUGACCUUGUAUCUCAUAGUCGCUUCACGAUGGUCACAAUCGAGUUACCACCGAGCAUAGCAAUAAUCGACAGUACUGAGCUCCCAAAUAAGUUUUGGGACGUGGAGGAUAGUGUGUUCUUUGGGCCCUACGGGUCAUACCAGAACUGGGGCGCCUUUGUCCUUGACACUAACUCCUUGUUCCUUUGCUUCUGGCACAAGGGGGCAACGGAGUGGGCCCUUAAAGGAACACUUCUUGAUAUGGGAACCGCAGGGGUCUAUGCGUUAUGGAAGGAUCUCUUUCUUUCAGCGGAUCAGUUGGGAUAUCAACAACCAGUUGUUCAGAACUUUUUGAACAAUGCGCAAAGUGAGAUGAAGAAUUCCAUUGAAACCAAGAGCGAGGGACGGAAGAUCAAAUUGUCAUUUACGGUUUGGCGCAAGGAUAAUCCAACCUUGUGUAGUGGGCCACGAUGGAGGGUUGUUUUUCGAGAAGACGUUAUCAGCAAGUAA